This is a messenger RNA of Microplitis demolitor, 927 nucleotides long. RefSeq names its product microsomal glutathione S-transferase 1 (gene Mgstl). Gene Ontology annotation, cellular component: membrane. Bases 184 to 618 code for a protein of 144 amino acids. The record is from RefSeq and is a predicted model, not a curated record. Lineage: Eukaryota; Metazoa; Arthropoda; Insecta; Hymenoptera; Braconidae. The transcript is spliced from 2 exons.
GUCAUCGUCAGAGUCCAGGUUCAGUUUCCAGAGUAUCCGGUACUGAGUCUGGUUAUUUAUUUAUAUAAAUUAUUGUGCCACUAAGAGAGUGCGCAAUUUAUCGGUAGCUUUUGUUGUCAUCGUUUGUUAAUUAUUUAACUAGGUAAUUAAUUAAUCAAGUUUAUAUAAAAUAAUUUUCAAAAAAUGGCUGUUAUUCGCGAUGAUUUAUUGAAAGAAUUUGGAUUCUGGAGUGCGGUUCUUGUUUUAAAAAUACUGAUGAUGGCUGUUCUUACUGCACGUCAACGAUUUUCUAAAAAGGCGUUUGCUAAUGCAGAAGAUCUUCCAGACAAAUCAGCAAAAAUAUCUACUGCUGAUCCCGAUGUUGAACGAGUACGUCGGGCACAUUUGAACGACCUGGAGAAUAUUCUUCCUUGGUUCGUUAUCACACUAGUUUGGCUGUCAACUGGACCCUCACAUUUCCUCGCCAUGGUUCUUAUCAGAACCUUCACUAUCUCCAGAAUUAUUCAUACCAUAGCCUACGCUAUCUUUGCUGCCCAACCAUACAGAGCGAUUGCAUGGUUUGUUGGCUACGGCAUCACUAUUUAUCAAACCAUCUCCGCAAUGAUUUAUUACUUUUAAAUUUUUACAUUUUAUUGGUCUACAUUGAGCAGAAAAAUAAAUUUUAGUGAUCAGCAAUAAUAUUAAUUCUUAAAUAAAAUAAUAUUCUAUUAACUUAUUUUUUUGCUUAAGGUAGCAGCUAUUUUUUUUCAAUCAAAGAGAACAUAUAUAUAUAUAUAGAUUACAAAUUUAUAAAUGUUGAUUCAUUAUUAAAAUAUAUUAAAGUUAUAUUAAAUCGUAAUUCCAAUCAAAUUUAUAUUUUUAGAUAAAGUCAAUAUUUUUAUACACUUAAAAAAUAUUGAUUAAUUUUUAUACUUAGUAAUGUAAACA